Molecule: messenger RNA, 2048 nt
Organism: Drosophila ficusphila
Lineage: Eukaryota; Metazoa; Arthropoda; Insecta; Diptera; Drosophilidae
Product: transcription factor grauzone
Exons: 4
Coding region: 71-1831 (586 amino acids)
Cellular component (GO): nucleus
Molecular function (GO): zinc ion binding
Source: RefSeq, a predicted model, not a curated record
GCCACUCUUGGUCAAAAAGUCAACAAACAAAUAAUUUUUGUUUUAAAAGUUUAAAUGUGUUAAUUUAAGCAUGAUUUGCCGUUUGUGCCUGAACAGCGUCAACGAUUCGGAUACGAUAAGGAUUUUCGAGGACAUUGGCCUCUCGCUAAAUGUGGCUAAUGUGCUGGCGAAGUACUUUUGGUUUGAGCCUAAAUGCGAUGAUCCUAUAUCCACGGUGAUUUGUUUGACCUGCUGGAACCAGGUGAACGAUUUCCAUAAGUUUUAUGUGACGGUGGAAAGUGCACAUCUUCUGCUAACGGAAAGGUUUUCGUUGAAAACUGUCCAGGAUCAGGGGAAACCGGAGCCGGAUGAUGGUUUGGAUUUUCAGGAUGAGGCGGAGGAUGAGGAUCAGGCGGUCGGCUUGCCCGCUAGUGACUGCGAAUCUUUUAACAAUGAACAGUUCCUCAACGAAGUUAUUGCUCAGCAGGAGGGACAAGGUCCAUUAGAAGAAGAACCUGUCAAGGAAGCAUCUGAACCAGGAACGAAGCUUGAGGAUGAACUAGAACCCGUACCCACCUUACCCACAGAAGAACGAAGAGAAACGCGUUCCUCUACCAAGAGUAAAUCCAAUCCUGCAACCGAACCAAAACCUCCUCCUCUUCCUCUAAAAGAAUCAAAGAUUUUAGUAACUAAAACUAGAGCCAAGCGAAACCCCUCCAAAGCAGAAGUAUCCCCGCAAAAAACUAAACGCUAUGCAGACUACAAGCAGUCCAUGCUAGAGAUCGAUGCAAAGAUCUCUGCCCACAUGCGACUCACUUGCGAUGUUUGCCACGAGGGACAGGAGACGUUCCUGCUCUUGUGCAAGCACAUGUUGCAGGAGCACCACCGCAAAGGAUAUGCCAUCUGCUGCAACAAGAAGUUCUACAAGCGCUCCUUCCUCACCGAUCACAUCGAUCGCCAUGCCGAUCCCGAGAAGUUUAAAUGCACUCAGUGCGACAAGCGGUUUGCGGACAAACAGUGCCUGAGGAAUCACGAGCUGCUGAAGCACCAUCCGGAGGAGGAGAAGACUUUUAUGUGCGAGCAGUGUCCGAAAAAAUACACGAAGCAGUAUCUAUUGGACCAGCACCGCGUUAUCCACAAGGAGCGCAACGUGGUGUGCGACCUCUGCGAAAGAAGAUUUCCCAACCAAUCUCUGCUCUGCACGCACGUAAAGAUGGCCCAUGGCAAUUAUGGCACUAUGUGCGACAUUUGUGCCCAGGUAAUUCGCGGUCGAGCGGCCUUCCAGCGCCACCAACUGGAGCACGCUGGUGUCACAGAACCCAAGGUGCAGUGCGAUAUCUGUGGGUCGUGGCACAAAAACAAGCAUAGCCUUAAAAAGCAUGUGAGAAGACACAAUGGCACCGCUACCACCUGCGAAAUCUGCGGAAAGGUCUCCCCGAAUCGCAGCGCCAUGUUGAGUCACCAGCGAUAUGUUCACCUCACGGAUAAGAAGCAUGUUUGCAGCGUGUGCGACAAAGCCUUCAAAAAGGCCAUUACGUUAAAGGAGCACAUGGCCACGCACACUGGUGAGGUGCUCUACAAGUGUCCUCACUGCCCGAAAACCUUCAAUUCGAAUGCCAACCAGCACACUCAUCGCCGGAAAUGUCAUCCGAAAGAGUUCGAGGAGGCGCGAAAGGCACGCUCCGAGAAACGAAAGGCCAUCGAUGAAGUCGCACCCAGCAUCCUCACCAUCUCAACGGGCGGAGAUGGAGGCGAAACCACGCACAGCAUUCUGCUGACGAACAGCGACGAGGAUCUCAAGGCCGACGGCAUCGAGUUCACCCUGUGUCUUAGUCCCGAAAACACAGAUUAAAAAUCAUGUUUUUGUUAAAAAUCGUUACAUACAAUUGCAGCUCUGUUACAAAACCAUUUGACGGUGUAGGACUUAAUAGAAUUUUCUUAGAAAAGUUAAAUUCUUUUAUUUCCCUUCCCGCCAAGUUAAUAACUUUUUCUAUUAAGAAACAGAGACGUUUAUUUUAAGAUCCUUAGGCUAGCAGCGUUUAACAAAAUAGACGGAGAUUUUAAGUGGA